AGAUCGUCUUCGUCCCAGUCAAGCAAAAUACACACAGAGACUCGGCUGUUUGUAUUGCAAGAAUGGAUACGAGCUAACGACCUGGAGCUAAUGCUUUGUUAAUUACCAGAAAGACGCGGUGAGAUUGUCAAAUAUAUCACCAAGUAUCACUCAAAACAUUUGGUUCCUUUUUCGGACUGUCGAAAUACCUGUUUGUAGACAGCGAUGGGAGGACUGGGAAACGGGCGUCGUGGAGGGAGAUCGCCACCUCUGAUGAUUGCCGCUCUAAUCGCCUGUAUCUUGGUUCUGGGCUUCAACUACUGGGUGUCAAGUUCCCGCAACCUGGAGCUACAAACUAAGCUCUAUGAACUGGAGGGCCAGGUGCGACGUGGUGCAGCAGAGCGUGGAGCAGCAGAGUUGAAGAAGAAUGAGUUCCAGGGGGAGAUCCAGAGACAGAAGGAGCAGAUCAGCCACAUAGAAAACGCCUACAAGAGGCAGCUGGAGGGGGCCCAGGACACCUGCAUCCAAGAAAAGGCCACACUGCAACAAAACAUUUCCUCCAGUACCAAAACCAUACAGGAACUCAAAGGUCAGCUGAAUCAGCUCAAUGAUGACUUGGGGAAGCUUCAGAAGGAGCUGCAGAGUUGCCAAGGCAACAUCAACACCCUGAACAACAAACUCACCUAUGACAUGACCCACUGUCACUCCCAGGUCCUGUCCCAGAAGGAGCUGUGUGAUGAAAGAGUGGCUGCUGCUAAACUUGAAUUUCAGAAGAAAAUGGAGAAGCUCGUCCCUCCUCCAGGUGCCUCCUCGCAGCAGGAACGUGCAGUGGAUGGAGCAGUAAAAGAAGGCAAACCAGUUAAAGCUGCGCCGGAUGGACUUCAACCAGCCACUGUUGUAAGCCACAUACCAGGCCUCUCUGAGCCCAAAGGAAAUGAACCAGCUGAACUCCUGACCAAUGACAUCAUCGUGGACAAAGUUCCUGAUGCUCCAGUGGAACUGCCCCGAACAAAGGUUCUCUCCAAAGCAGAGUCCGAUCCCUCAGCUGCUGCAGUCAAGCAGGACGUUUUGCCACAAGAGGGAGCUGUCAAAACAGAUGAGAGCGACGGGGAGACCAUUAAACUUCUGAAGAAUAAUCUGACUGAGGACAAAGACAUGGAGGUGAUGGAUGCUCAUGAAGAGGGUGCUCAGACAGAAGAAGCAGACCCUGGAAUGGAAGGCAUGCUGAUUGGUCAAGGGAAAGCGGAUGAGACUCCUAAUGAUCAGAAAAUUGAGGAACCAGAUGAGUACGACGCAGAUGAGCAAGUAGUGGGCGGAGUCGAUUUGGAGAAACAACAGCAGAAUAAACAGGCUGAGAAUAUAGACAAGGACAUGGAGGAGGAGCUGGCUGACUACAAUGGGGAUGACGAGAAUGAAGGGGAGUUUGAAGCAGACAAACAAGCUGAGCUGGCUCAAAUCUAAGGACUGGAGUUGGAGAAGGAUCCUUCACACCACAGUAGAAACCAGGACCUAUUUUACACAACAACAACAACAACAACAACAACAUGCAGGUUAAUGCAACCAGGAAACCACACUGAACAAAAAACAAAUGGGAGUUUUUCUUAUAUCAAAGACUUGCUGGGUGAUCAGUUUUAGCCUUUACUCACUGAUAUGACAUUUAUUUGUCAUUUUAAUUGGAAUCGAUAUUUUCUCAUCACCUUCUAUUUAGUACGAGCAGAGAAUUGCGAGCCACGGCUUAAGAUGCUCAAGACUUUGACGCCAGUUGGAUUGAAAAAUCGAACACCUCAUCACGUCUGGAAAAUCUGUACAUUUUGAUGACGUGCUGACAUGUGUUCACUACUUAACGGCUGUGUGUUGAAUUACGUGCAGACCCUUAUAGGGUUACGAGGUGUGAAAUACUAUAACAAGUGUAGAAGAUGUGAGCGAUCCCAUCGACAGAGCGGCUCUGCAGCACAGGCCUCCUCUCUCUCAGAGGCUCGGCAGCAUCUUAAAGCCUUAAGUUCUCCUCGACAAAGUCUCUUUAGUUUUCGGGUCACUGGUCUACUAUCUGUUCAGUUGAGAAUUUCCACGGCCGCAGAAAUGUGCUGUAACUUUUGGUGAUAUCGCUGAGUCCGGUUGUGUUAUUUUAAAGCUAAACCCAGUCAAAUGGACGAAUUAAAACUUGCUUUGAAUUCCAUGUUGCCAUAAAUGCUGUAAAGACUGGCUUAAUGAACACAUAACCGACGGACAAAUCCACCCUCUAGAUCCUGUGCUGUCAGGUUUUAAACAUAUUAUAUCGUUGCUGGAACAGAACUUUUGAUUAAUGUCCAAUCAUUUUUGAAGAUGAAUUGUUUUGGCAUUUUAGUGGCUUUCAUUCUGAGCUGUAUGUCAGACCAUAAAGAAUCACAUGCGUUCUACAUUUAGGAUUUGUAAGGCAGGGAGAUAGUUUAUUGUGAAAGGAACAGAGAAUAUUCGUAGAUGAGCAGUCUUAGUAGUCGUAGUAUUUUGACGCAUGCCUUAUUAAUUCCGUACACUCCAUCUUCCCCUUGAUGGUCAGGUGCUUCCAUCACAGUGGAGGUAGGAUGUUGAGCCGUGUUACAUGUUUACAGAUCUUUCGACCUGCUCAGUUUGUGGUUUGUGGAUGCUGAUCUCCGGUCUGCUGAACCAAAUUUUUUUUUUGUAGAGGAGGUGGUCUGAGAAUCGCUGUGACGUUAUGAAGGAAAAUUCCUCGAAGCAGGAACAACGGGUCGUGCUUCACGGCCGCCGAAAACCAGUCGGUGUGAACUAAUCGGUAGCUAAAAUGUGUUUGAGGGGUCAAAGGAAAUCUGCACUAAACUGGAAAUUAUUGGGGACGGUGCAAACGGUAGCUGAACGUAGAUAUCAGAAGUAGUUGAAUUUCGUGGCGGGGGUUUUGUUGCCUUGUGUUUUUUAUACAGGACAUUUAUUUUGCAGCUCAGGUGCUCUGCUCUAUGUAGAAGUGGAGGAUCUGGCUGCUCACCCACUGUGCUGUUGUUGUAAUCUCUAUUAUUUUCAUAAUGCUUUGGUUAUCAUUCCAGGAGUUCUGCAUCAUAUAUUAGAAAGUUAUCACCCUGGACCGCUGUUAUUUGCCUAUCUGAAACCUGUCUUGGUGAAAGUUGGUUACGGCACAAUGGCUGUGUUUUACUAUCAAAAGUUCCCUCUUUCAUCUAGCCAGGCCUAAUUUGAAUUACUGAAAACUCUAGUAUUCGUUUCAUUCUUUUAAGGUUGAGGUUUCGUUCUUCACUGUCAGAUCUGUGACAGUUUGGCUGCCUGACUUUAUUCAGUUCCACAAACCUGUUUUAUAUAGAUCCUGUGGUUUCAUAUGCAGUUUUCUUUAAAUGCAUACAACCUACAGAGUUUCUCUUUCGGCGAAGCCACAAAGACAACUUGACUUCCGCUCAUUAACAUUCGCUUCAGUGACGUACAGAAUGUGUUGGCAACUUUCUGCUUCAAGUUUGUUUUUACUCGACUAUUCGAGCUAAAUGUCAUUCUAUGUUUCUACAAAAUGCUGGACCACAUGUGAAGAGUCCGUUUAGUCCUUCAUCAAAACAACCGCUCCUUCGAGGAACUGAAAAAUUGUCAAACUUUUCAAAGAAGAGUUCAACUUUUAAGUUUUCACCCCCCAACCAGUAACAAGGUAAUUUAUUUUUUAUAAUUUAUAUUUUUUGUUUUGUUUUUUUAAGACUCCUGUACAUUUUUUUAGUCACAAUACCCAAACACAUACUGAAUGAAUGGGAGUGCUGAUGAAGGAUUGAUGCUCAGGUAACUAAGUACAUUUACUCAAGCACUUGAGUACAAAUUGGAGGUACAUGUACUUUACUUAAGUAUUUCCAUUUUGCUCUACUUCAGUUCUUUUUAAUCACAGAGACAAAUAUUGUACUUUUUGACUAGAUUUAACUGUUUUUUCCAAUUUUUCAUGUGAAAAAUCUCCAGUUGGGGUCAUUUUGAAUCUCCCACUUCUUAGGCUACUAUAAAUAAACAAUUUAAUAACGCUGUUGGAUUACCUAGAAAGGGCAGUGUUUGACUUUUUGAGCUGAGGUAUGAAGGUCUCACAGGAGAGUGAUGCCACCAACAUGAUGAUCUUAUAGAAUACGGUACUUUACUGUAAAUUAAACUAAAAAAAAAGUAGUUAGCGUUAUUUAAACCCUAACCUUAUACAGAAUAAGUGAUAUUAAUCCAAAAACACUGUCUGUAAUGAUAAUAAUAAAACAUUGACGAGAACCAUGGUGAGUACUUUAAUUUUCCUGAUCUGAUAAUCCAUACUUUUGCUAAAGUAACCCUUCAAAAUGUGAGGUUUUUACUUGUCGUGGAAUAUUUUCAUCGUGUACUUUUAUUGAAGGAUCUCUGUCACCACUGAGGGUUCUCAUUAGUCCUCCAGCAGCACUCCUAAAAUAACGAACAACAUCCCUUUUGUCUGCCUUUCUCACUUUAGCCCAUAUCACAGGAGACAUAUUUUACUGAUAUGCGUUUUUUUUUCUCCUUCCUCCGUAUAAUCUUAUUGCUGUUAUGUUGUGUUUGUCUGACACUGCGAAGCUUGGACAACUGCUGCUUUGUCUGCCUGUUUGUGUAAAAAGUCUCAUUUUCUGAACUAGAAUUUUGUUGACCUGGAGAGGAAAUGUUUCAUGAUUUUUGUAAGUUGAAUUAACUUUUUGUUUUUUCUUCUCUGUCGUUGAUUUGAUUUGUUAGAAUUUGUAUUUUAUUUAAUUCUGAACUGCUGAACAAAAUUGUGAAGGGUUUAAAUAAUCAUAGCCUUUAUUGACAAUAGAGAAUAAAGAUUGUUUUUAUUACCACUGUCA
Molecule: messenger RNA, 4772 nt
Organism: Stegastes partitus (bicolor damselfish)
Lineage: Eukaryota; Metazoa; Chordata; Actinopteri; Pomacentridae
Gene: golm1
Product: golgi membrane protein 1
Exons: 11
Coding region: 205-1440 (411 amino acids)
Source: RefSeq, a predicted model, not a curated record